CUAUCUCUUAAACUCAUCCCACCUCCACUGUAGAAAUUUUUUUUUCAAAAGGAUACAGAGGGAAUCCCUGCGAAUCUGCAAAUCUCUGCGAAAGUCUCCCCCUCUCUCUCUAUUGCUCUCUCUCUCUUCAAUUACUUCAUCCCCAAAUCUCUCUCUCGAAACUUAUCCCAACCUCCAGCUAACUCUUUUGUUCAAAAGUCACAGAGAACGAAUCUCACACGUACGCCUCUUCCCCAGGUCGAAGCUGCUUCGCGAAUAUCUUCUGUAAAAUUAAAGACCCAUCUUCUCAAACAUCUUCUCAACCCAGCUGGAAAUCUGGACCUUAUUUGAAGGGUUUGGUUGUAUAAAUGAGGAGGUGGACUACAUUCCAGGGGGAGCCCAAACCGACACCAAAUCCAGGCACCACGGAAGACCCGACGAAUUCCUCCUUCAGAUGUGCCAAAUGGCUUCUCCGGUCAACAAAGAUUCGAAGAUCUAGAGGGGACAAGCCCUUUCAAGUAAAACCACCUGGGAGCCAACCAUUGAAGAGGAAGCGAAGUUCCACCUCUCCUACUUCUUCAACCAACUCUUGUACUGGCGAAAACAUCGUUCAAUUGCCUACACCCAUGUCAUCCAGCGCUCAUCCAUGGCAUAACGAGGAUGAAGCUGUUACCAGCGAUGACGACGACUUACUUGAUCUCGAAUUUUUGGACUUAAUGGAAAAUGACAAGAAAAAAAUGCCACAACGAACUAGUGAAUUUACUGGUCAAGCGUACACAAAUUUUUUGUUGGAAAGACACCCUCAAACCAUAAAAGACGUUCUCCGUGUCGAUGCAUAUACAUUUAGAGGAUUGGUGGCUGAACUUCUUGCUAGAGGACAACUACAAUGGGAUCAUAAACGUGUUUGCCUAGAAGAGUCCUUGGCUAUUUUCUUAUACAUAUGUGGCCAUUCCCAACGCCAUCGAUUGGCUGCUGAUCGAUUCCAACGCUCCACGUCGACCAUAAGCGACCACUUCAAAUGGAUGCGUCGUGCUCUUUGCAACUUGGCACCCCACAUCAUUCAACCACCUAACCUUCAUGUAACGCCGCCUGAAAUAUUAAACGACGGUAGAUAUUACCCGUGGUUCCAGGAUUGUGUUGGAGCUAUAGAUGGAACACACAUAGAAGCUUGGGUACCGCGUCGUAGACAAGUUGCGUAUCGCGGGAGGAAGUCCACAAUAACACAGAAUGUUAUGGCUGCUUGUUCUUUCGAUAUGAAGUUCACUUUUGUGUUGCCCGGUUGGGAAGGAAGUGCCCAUGAUGGACGUGUAUUCCAAUCGGCAGUAACAACCCCGGGCUAUAACUUUCCGCACCCCCCACUCAAUAAGUACUAUUUGGUGGAUGCUGGAUAUACAAAUAUGCCGGGGUAUUUAGCUCCUUAUCGAGGAAGACGUUAUCACAGAGAGGAAUUUAAUGGGCAUAAUACGGAGUUCCACACGCCCAUGGAGUUGUUCAAUUACAAGCAUUCGUCGUUGAGGAAUGUGAUAGAGCGAUGCUUUGGAGUCCUAAAAGCAAGGUUCCCCAUCCUUAAGCACAUGCCAAGUUAUAAUGAAGCCCGUCAACCUGGAAUUGUAACUGCAUGUUGUGUUAUUCACAAUUGGAUAAUAAUGAACAGGGGGAGGGAUGAAUUUUUUGAUGACUUCGAGGACGACGGACAAUGGGAGGGCGGAGAGAACGAGGAAGGAAAUGAGGGAAAUGUGGGUCCGGUAGAGCCCUUCAACUUGUCGCCACAUAACACACAAUUGAUGGCUCAAAGGCGGACUGAAAUGGCUAACUGGAUGUGGGAGUCUUAUGAUGAUUGAUCUUUAAUUUAACUAGUUUCACCAUGAGAUUAUUGAAAACAAAAUUGAUUGAUUACGGAGAACGUGUUUUUAUUUCCGAUUUAUGUGAGGUGAAUAGAAUCAUGGUGAAUCUGCUGCUUUGUUUGUGCACUUUGGUUGAAAACUGUGUUAUACUUGUGUUUAUGUUGGAAACUGUUACUAGAAAGUGCCCAUGAUGUUGGUUUGUUUUAUUGUGUAUUUGAGAAACCUACUAAGCUAUUUCAAUUGUGGAACUUGAACAAUGAAUUCCAUGUAAGCUAUAUUGGUGCAGGUUUUUUUUCCAUGUAAUCUGCUGCUUUGUUUUUCACAAAAAUCAGCACUUUAGUUCAACAUAAACAUUCAUUUUUUGGUUUAAAUUUGGGCUUCAAAUCUGCAGCUUUCGGUGCACUUUGG
This is a messenger RNA of Rhododendron vialii, 2231 nucleotides long. RefSeq lists its product as uncharacterized. Lineage: Eukaryota; Viridiplantae; Streptophyta; Magnoliopsida; Ericales; Ericaceae. The record is from RefSeq and is a predicted model, not a curated record. Bases 348 to 1820 code for a protein of 490 amino acids. The transcript has 5 exons.